Molecule: messenger RNA, 8860 nt
Organism: Pangasianodon hypophthalmus (striped catfish)
Lineage: Eukaryota; Metazoa; Chordata; Actinopteri; Siluriformes; Pangasiidae
Gene: rbm15
Product: RNA binding motif protein 15
Exons: 2
Coding region: 179-2755 (858 amino acids)
Biological process (GO): regulation of alternative mRNA splicing, via spliceosome
Cellular component (GO): nucleus
Molecular function (GO): mRNA binding
Source: RefSeq, a predicted model, not a curated record
ACCAAUCAAAUUCUUAGGGCGAGGAACGCUGUAGUCUAUACAAGAUGGCGUAUGUGGUUGUUUUGCAGCUACAAUAUUGAGCGAAUUGCAGUAUUUUGUCAUCUAAAUUAAUCAAUUGUGGUAGUGUAGUCGCUUUGUAAUUGUUUGUUAUAAGCCGUAGAUACGCAGAAUAUCCAUCAUGAAAGGAAAAGAAAGGUCGCCAGUGAAAAAACGCUCAAGGGCCGUGGACGAUGUUCGAGACAGGGGAGGAAGCCACCCGAGCAGCAAGAAAAUGGGGGUUGUGGCGAUUUCUGGCGGAAGCAACAAUGGAAAUAGCUCUUCCAAAAGCGAAGGAGGUUCGGCAAGAAGGAGUUUACUUGGAGACAAAAGGGAUAGUCGGGACUUUGACGGACAUGCUUCUAGUCGCACGGGGAACAGUCACAGCUACACCAGUCCGGUUGCUAGCGCUAGCAGCAAGAAUCACAACUCGAGCCUUUCGCUCGAAGCGGCCGCGAGAGGCAACUCGCGCUCAGACCAGCGCAGCCAGCUCGCCGCUAACGAGAGUGAGUACAAAACGCUAAAAAUAAGCGAACUGGGGUCGCAGCUGAGCGACGAGGAGAUCGAGGACGGUUUGUUUCACGAGUUCAAGAAAUUCGGCGACGUGAGUGUGAAAAUUAGCCGCGUUAACGACGAAAGAAUUGCUUUUGUGAACUUCAGGAGGCCCGACGAUGCCAGAGCGGCGAAACACGCCCGAGGUCGCCUGGUGCUCUAUGACCGGCCUUUGAAAAUCGAGGCGGUGUACAUGAACAGGAGGAGAAGUCGAUCACCCGUGGAAAAAGACCACUUUUCUGCCGUGGCUGGCCACAGACAUUUGCACACGCAGAGGCCUCUGUCCCCUACUGGACUAGGUUAUAGGGACUACAGGCUCCAGCAGUUAGCGCUUGGUCGACUUCCUCCACCCCCACCGCCUCCCUUACCCAGAGAGCUGGAGAGAGAGAGAGAGUUUGCUUUUUAUGAAGCCAGAGCAAGACCCACUUACAUUGCUGAACGAGCUGCUGCCUUUCGUGAAGAGGAUUUUAUUUCUCCCGAGGACGACCAAAGAGCUAACCGAACAUUGUUUUUGGGUAACUUGGACAUCACAGUAACAGAAAAUGAUCUGAGGAGGGCAUUUGACCGCUUCGGGGCCAUCACUGAAGUGGACAUCAAGAGGCCCACUCGGGGCCAAAACAGUACAUAUGGCUUUCUUAAGUUUGAGAACUUGGACAUGGCCCACAGAGCAAAGAUCAGCAUGUCAGGAAAAGUGGUCGGCCGAAAUGCUAUUAAAAUUGGUUACGGAAAGGCGACCCCAACAACACGCCUCUGGGUGGGGGGCCUCGGACCUUGGGUUCCCCUGGCUGCAUUAGCAAGGGAGUUUGAUCGCUUUGGCACUAUUAGGACUAUAGAUUACAGGAAAGGGGACACGUGGGCCUACAUUCAGUAUGAAAGCUUGGAUGCCGCUCAGGCAGCUUGCACACACAUGCGUGGUUUUCCUCUUGGAGGCCCAGACCGACGGCUCAGAGUGGAUUUUGCAGACACUGAGCACCGCUACCAACAGCAGUUCCUGCAGCCGCUCCCCCUGCCCCACUACGAGGUCGUGGCUGAGUCCUUUGUUCACCGCGCAACCCCUGAAGCUAUCAGGGUCAGAGAAAGAACUCCCCCGCCACUGCAUUUUAGAGAACGGGAGCUCUAUGCUGGUGCGGAAUGGCCAGCCCCUGCCAUCCGUGAACGAGUAAGAACUCCUGCAUUCGAACCUCUGGAGCACUUGGAACGAGAUCGACGGCCCAGAGAGCCAUGGUCCCUGGAGCGGGAGCUACCAAGCAGAGAUGCUGCAAGAAAACGGCGCCUUCUUGAGGAUGGACGGCACCUCGACUGUUCACCAGACAGCAGCAGUGAGUGGGCAGUCCGGCGCCGGAGAGCCCCGUCCACUGAGGGCAGCCCGGGAGGUAGCAGUCGCGACGGCCGCUUCAGCGACUCUGAGAGGCCAACGAGAGCAGAGCGGCUGUCACCAGCGCGAGAGCGCCGCAGCAGCCUAGACAGGGCUCCUGGAGAGAAGCGCCUCAAGAGCAGCAGCAGCUUGUCUGAGUCCAGCAUUGGUGCAAGCCCGUCAGAGAGAAAACGCAAAGCAAGUGAACUGAGCAAAGGGCCUUCAAAGAGAGAGAGAGCUGAAGGGAGCUCCAAGGGCAGUCAGUCAUCCAAGCAGGACACUGGCGGGAAGCUGAGCAUGGCCUGGAAUGGAAUGCUGCUCCUCAAGAAUAGCAAUUUCCCAGCCAGCAUGCACAUCCUGGAGGGAGACCUGAGUGUGGCCAACACCCUUCUAGUCGACGGCAGCACGGGAGGGAAGGUGACUCAGCUCCGCAUCACACAGCGCCUUCGGCUCGACCAGCCCAAGAUGGAUGAGGUGUCACGCCGCAUCAAAGUGGCAGGCCCAGGCGGGUAUGCCAUUCUCCUUGCAGUUCCUGCCAGCUCCGAGGACACGUCUUCAUCCUCCUCUUCGACAGACCCAGCGGCUUCGACUCAGCGUCCUCUGCGCAACCUGGUCUCGUAUCUGAAGCAAAAGCAGGCGGCCGGGGUAAUCAGUUUACCCGUGGGGGGCACUCGCGAUAAGGACAACGCGGGGGUGCUGCACGCGUUCCCACCCUGCGAUUUCUCUCAGCAGUUCUUAGAUUCCUCUGCAAAAGCUCUUGCCAAAACAGAAGAGGACUAUCUUGUCAUGAUCAUUGUCCGCGGAGCAUCCUAACAGUCAGAACACAAACAAAAAAAAAGCAUUGUUAUAAAAAAGAAAUGUCUCAUUUGCAUGCUCUGUUAAGCCUGGUGCAGGAACCAUAGUUUAAACAGUUAUUAAAAGGGUAUGUGUCAUCUGUUCUGCCAAAUGCAAUGCAUGAAAAACAUGUCUCAUAUAGCAAAAUUGGUUUUCAUAUUGCAAUAUUUGCUCACCAUUGCAAGUCGAGUUUCCAAACCAAAUCAUUGUGAUACUGUGCAACUGUAUGAAAGAGUGAAAGAUAAAAGGCAGACACAAUUUGAAAACUGAAUAUUUACACUAUACACUGUACUGCUGAGAACCUAAUACAUGUUUGUUUAGCCAUUAGAUUGUUCCCUAUAUGGAGAUUAACAAGAAUGUUGGUUCAUGUAGGUAUAUUAUAUAUAUUUUUUAUUUAAAAAAAGAGGUUAUUGACUCAUUGUGGUUUAACGCUUGGAACAAUCAGUUAAUGAUGAAGAGACAGUGUAACAUAGGCCUAGGUGUGUAGUUCUAUAGUUCACCUAAAGCAGUCCAGGUAUUUCUCACUUAAAACUGCAUGUUGACUGUUGUCCUGUUUUGAAACCGUUACGGGGUAGUUCACAGUUCAGAAGUUUGCAGACUAUAAACUAAUGUAUAUACAACUGUACUUUAGUAUUGAAGUGUUUAUCAGUGUGUAACUGGGCAAGCAUUUAAUGAAGCUACAAAUUGUUUUCUUCAAGAUUUUAUUAUACCCAAGGCAUCUUAUAAUAUGAAUCAGUGAUUAUUUUGGUCUUCUUUUAAUUCUAACAUAUUUCAAAGCCACCAUUUGCACAGACCGUUGCACAUAGCUUAAAAUUUAGAUAUCCUCUUAUUUGUCUUUUUGUAUUUGACAAGAUCAUCUGAAGAACUAGUUCUAUUGAGACAUUUUUUUAUUUUUUACUUUGCUUUUUGCUCAUCCCUAAUAAUUUCUGUCCAGGAUUGGUAAUAUAGUCAGCCACUAGUUUCUACUGAUUUCAAUGCUUUUAUUGUUGUGUUUUGUUUUUUUUUGUUUGUUUUUUCCUUUUCUUUUUUUUCUUUUUUUUUUUUUUAAAUAGUAGUCUUGCCCAUAGAACACAGUACAAAAAAAUCAAAGAACAUUUGAUAGAAUAGCAGAAUGUAAUGCAUGUGGCUUUUUCAUUUUUGUCAGCAUUGGCCUCAGUUUUGUUCUAUAUGCCACAUUAAAGGAAUUGUUAAAUUGAUGUCCAGGUACCAAAAUGUGAGUGGAAAAGUGUUCCUUCCAAUUUGAUAAACAUAAUAAUGUCAUAAUAAUGCCUAUGUUGAUGUAAUUCUGUUAUGGUCUAUAUUCUCCAUAUAUUAACACACUUUAAUUGUCAGCUUAGGGCAUACUUGAAGCAGGGCUGUACAAUUAGAGGUGAUCAAAGUGUUUAUUAUUUUUCAGUACAUUAAUAAUGAUUAUGGUUCAGUGCAAAACCACAGAGCGCUGUAAUUGGUCAGCACAUGUGAUUGUGUAGUGAUCAUACCACCAAAGAGCAUGCAUUAAUUAUUGAGUCUACUUUUUGUUGGAGUAUGCUUAAUUGUGCAGCCCUAAAUUUAAGUAUGUUUUAAGCUGAAUAAUCAGCUAUGUAUGUUUUGAUAGUCUGUUAUAGACAUAGCAUACUUUUCUAACCCCCUACAUCAGAAAUUUUUUGCAUUUCUAUCAAUGUUGAGGUUUUUUUGCAGUGUCUUGAGUCUGAUUAUUAACAAAUGUGUUAAUUUCAUCUGUAUUAUGCCAUCUAUCAUUUUAAAAUCACACUAAAUUGCAUUUUUAAAGCAGAUUGGUUUGUGAAUUAAGAUAAUUAAGCUGUUCUAUAUGUAUGGAUGAGUAGGAGAUACUGUACUUUCAGUAGCCAUCUCUCAGGAUGAAAAAGGACCGUUGCAACAGAGGACUUCCCAUGGCUGGAAUCAAAAUGAUUGAGUUGAUACAGGAGCCCUUUGGAUACAGAGGGGCAAGAGCUUUUCGUUUAGUGAUUGUGUAUUCUCGCUGAGAGAGCAGCUUCACACUUGUGUAAAUGUUUUUGUGCUUACACUUCCCAUAUUUAAACGGAAAUAUGACCGUCUUGCUUUGUGGUGUGUUUACCUGAUUUCUUGAAGGAGAGGAAAAAAAGAGGAAUCGCUCAUUCACAUCUCGCACAGCUAAGAAAUAGCUGUCCACAUACACACAAAAAAGUGCACUGGCACUUAUUUGAUUUUGUCUUACUAUCAAUAAAUUGUGUCAUUUGAGGGAGAAAUGUUCAUUCGUUGGAAAUGAAUCGAAGACCAUCUCCCGCUGUUUUGCGGUUGUGUUUCGAUGGAAUUGUUGCUCAUUGUUUCUGCUCAGGAAAAAAAAAUUUCCAAUAUGUGGAUCAGUGAUGACAUUAAGAGCCAAGAGCGAGAGCGUUUUAUUGCCGUGUUGUCAAUCAGUGUUUUCCAACCUUGUGUCCCGGAGUUGCCCGGCUUUGCUAAUUAACAGCCCUUGCACACUCCUGCCCUAAACCUCUCCCUUAUUCCCGAGGGAAGCGAGAGCAGAAAGAAGGGGGCUUUUGCUACUGUGCUCUCUGUAGCAGGCUUGUGCUCUGCUGCUAACCAAAGUCAGAGGGGAGAUGUUGAUUGCACAGACCUUCAGAUAAGAUGAAGCACUGCCACUGGUGUCCUCCAAGGUUCUUCCCUACGUGCAUCAGCUGGAAGAGGUCAGGUCUGCUGUAACCCAACUGCUUUGCAUUGGCAGCACAACCACCUGCGAAUUAAGGGUCAAAUUUGAAUACUUUCUAUUUCGGUGGAGCAGGCAUAUGUUUACCCCAUCCUUUGGUUUUUUGCACAUUUGAUUUUAUUUUUUCCACUCCAUUGAGAUAUCAGUACAGGAAGAGGAUUUCCAUGAUCAGAAAAAGGAGAGCAAUAUAGAAUGUAAAAAGCCGUUCUAGGCCCUGAAGGAAGGCUGAUAGUUUUGUCUUCCUCCACUUGCGUUUGUGACAGAAGUAUUAAAUGCACACCUGUCUUAAAUUGACCUGAAAUUCAAGUGUUGCCAACUAGACUGCCAGUUUCCUCAGCACAGCACAAGAGUUAACGCAUGGAGGAGGUACUUGCAAGAAGCGUACAGCUGGAGAGAAAAAAAAGGCCUCUUUUCUUCCUUAGUAAGCUGUUGUGUUCACCUUCAUCACCUCUCCAUCAGGUCAUCCAGCAGGUCAUCCAGCAGUGAGUGCCUGCCCGAUGGUGGUGAGUAGGGCUAGUGUGUUUUAUACCCGGGUCGUUUCUCAAAGCCUGCCUGCUAAAGGUAAGUAUCAGUGCAGGACAGAGUAACUCACUCAUGUAGGAUUCGAAUGUUUACAUUUGCCACUAAACUGACAGUUGCACAGAUUAUAUGAGCCCAUGUAGCUGUGUUAUUAAUAUGACUGGAGAAGUAAGUUCUGCAUUUUCAUUAAUAUGUAUUUAAACAUGUGAAUUCAUUCGUUGAGUGCAUGAGCUGACAUGUUCAGUAGAAAUUCAUCAAAAAGAAAAAAAAAAAAUCAAGUUUCAGUAUUCUCUAAACUCUUUAAAAAAAAAAAAAACAAACAAAAAAAAAAACACUGGUUUACUGGACAGGUUUAAAUUGCACUGUAAUAUCUGGCCAUAAUACCCAUCAGUAUUUCACCAGUAUGUGGGAUUGUGGGAAUAACAUGCUUUAUAGGAGGUAAGUCUUGGACAUAAGGGGAUUUUCAGUGGUGUAUCACUUCUAAUGCUGCCUUUUAGUCCAGAACUAGAAUUCAUUUGCAGAGAAUUGUCUCUGGAUAGUGACUCACUGUGGACAAUUUGUUUUUAAAGGUAGGUUUGACUGAUCUCUGGGAAACUCCAUCAAUAAUAUAAGAAACUUUUAGGAUCAAACUGACUUGAAAUAUUUGAAUAUAAAAGCUAAUAAAUCUUUCCUAUGUCAAUGUGAAUAUUAUCCCAAAUAUAGAAUUUACUGACUGGAAGGUGGUAACAAGAUAAAAUCCCUAAAAUAACUUAAAAAUGAAUGGUUGAGUGCCUGGUCAGUUCCUUUAGAGCUGUACACAAAUAGGCCUUGUUAAACUGGAGCUCCACAAGUUUUCACCAGAUUAUAGUCCAAACAGAUGUAGCCUGUGGAAAUAUUUUCUUUGUACUCUGAGUGAUAUGAAUGAUGGUUUGGCCUAUAGCAUGGCUUUAGAAAUGGACACACUUUUGGUGCACAGUAGCAUCCAUGAUUUUAAAAUGUCCAGAUUAGAAACAACAAACCAGGCAUUUUUUCAUUUGGCAUCAUACCAGUGGUUCCCAAACCUGGUUGUGGAUUCCACUACACCGCACACAUUAAAACUCUCCAUGGUGUGUGUGUGUGUGUGUGUGUGAGAACCGGGAAAUUGGGACACUGGGAAAGACUGAUCUAUUCCUGUAUGCUGAACGAAAAUGGAAUAUUUAGCAAAACCAUAGUCUGCUGAAUAAGAUCUUCAACUGACCUAAUCUACUGACAGAUUGCUGACGAAGAGACAGGUCACGGUUUAUGACGUAAAUAUUUAGACUAUACAUACUGUCUUUUUUGGCACAUUUAUAUGGAAGUCAGAAAAACAGAUGGUUGGCUUCAAAUUUCUUUGACCUUGGACGGUAAUAAAACUAUAUAAAUGAAAUAAUAUAUGUGCAAUGUGUUAUUAGUCAUCAUACUACCAGUAUAAAGAAGGCUUUAUAAAAAUAAUAUGAUUUUUGGCCAGUAUGUAAACAUUGGUAACUUUUACCAAAAUUGCGCACAGAGGAGUGACAAAUUGAAGGGGGGAGAAAAAGACUCUUUAUAAGAUACAAGCCGCUGUCAUAAUUUCAAACAAAUCUCUGUACUGGAGGGAUGAACACCAACUAACACAGCAGUCCAUAAACCCCCAUAGGUGUUCAGUUAGGUUGAUAUCUGGUGACUGUGAAGGUCAUAGCAUGUGAUUUACUGCAUUUUUAUACUCAUUAGACUAUUCAGUGAGCUGUCGUGUACUGUGGAGGGGGGUGGGGUCAUUCUGGAAGAGAUCAGGAUAGUCCCAUCAGGAUAGACCAGUUUCUUCAUGGGAUGAAGGUGAUCAGUCAGAAUUCCUUUGUAUUAAUUUGCAGGGAUUUUCCCCUGUAUGGCACAUGUUCCCAACCCUGGUGAUGGAGUACCCUCUGUCCUGCACACUGCAUAUUUUUCCUGGUCUAAAACAAAUGAUUCAACCAACCUGAUUAACAGCCCUUCUUGAACUGAAGGACGCCAUGACCGAGGCUGGGAACCUGUGCUGUAAGGGGACAAAUAGAGCCAAGCAAUGCCAACAAAAUGUCUCCCACAGCAAUUGUUUUCCUGUUGUCCUCUACUUGCAUGUAUAUAUAAAGUAUUAGACAUUAGAUUUGACAUCUUCUUAGAAAUCAGAAAUGAAUGAAUUAGAUAAGUCUGCAGCACUUCCUUACUGUAUGCAGGUAUUGACAUGUAUGUUGUCAUUGGAAUGAUGGAAUGUCAGUAGUAAAUAUGAUGAAAUCAGUUGUGAUCUGCAAUAUAACCCAGGGAGUCUCAAGUGUUUAAAAUCUGACCACUUCAGAAAACAAGGAAACAAUUUGGGUAUCAAUCAGUUUUAUGCAAGAUUAAAAUGGGGUUUGAGUCUGGGGAAAGCCUAGACAUUCUGCUAAAGGAUGUUAAUAUUUGAAACUGUAGUAAACAGUUAUAGAGUUGUAGACUGUAAGGUUGAAUGUAUUGUUGUUUAAUAUUAAUACUUCCCUAUUGUUUGACUGCACAGUAAUGUUCUACACUGAAUCCUUUCUAGGCUGACGUGAGAAACUUGUGAGAAACCACAGCUGCAGUAUUGAAGUGGUGAGCUGUUUGUCUCCAUGAGCACACUUACCAGUGGUGGUAUUGGAUUGUGAACUGCAGUGCAGAUCCAGUUCAUCUCUUAGUCCAUAAAGAACCAUAUGCUACGAGUAUUGCUUCCAAAUCGUAAGUAGUUGUGCUUUAGUGUGUGUGUGCUUUAGUAGAAAUUUUUACUAGAUUUGUUUUUGCAGUUGCUAAUAUUGGUAUUAUUUGUGGAGCUUGCUAAAAGGUGGGCAAAACAUUUUGAAUCUUGCUGAUGCCAUUUAUAACUGCAGAUGUGUAUCUGAAAUUGCAAUAAAAGCAAUGUUUUUGUA